Histoplasma capsulatum G186AR is the source of this 372-nucleotide messenger RNA. RefSeq lists its product as uncharacterized. NCBI's taxonomy places the organism in Eukaryota, Fungi, Ascomycota, Eurotiomycetes, Onygenales, Ajellomycetaceae. The record is from RefSeq and is a predicted model, not a curated record. The transcript is spliced from 3 exons. Bases 1 to 372 code for a protein of 123 amino acids.
AUGAUUAGCCGCUUGAACAUAUCGAGGUUCCGCCAGAAGUUAUUGUUGGAUUCACGGAUCCAACUUUUCCAAGCCAAGACCUUGUCGCGUGGGAUUGUCCGCCAUGCUCAUCAGGGCCGAGAUCUGUUGAAAUUUUGGCGGGCCUUUGAAACUUUCUUGGAGCUUAGAGGCAGCCCCUUUGGAGGCCUGAUGCUGAGCAAGGCAGAAUUCACGUUGCACGCAUUCAAAGUGGCCGGGGAAGCGUCAUAUCUUCUGAAUCCUGAUUUGCAUGGCGGCGGCAAGACAGAGUUCGCUGGUGUCGGUAUUAUUAAUCCCCUGAGGGUCAAGCACUGCCACAAGGAUGUGAGGCGGGACGAUUGCUUAACUCAAUAA